GAGACGCGCCCGGCGGCGGCUGCCCGGGGAGCCCCAUCGGCGGGGCGUCGUGUGGAUUGCCGCGAGGGGAGGUUCGCGAGCGGGAGACGCAGCCCGCUGCCUUCGGCCAUGGGGGGAUCGUUCGCCUGACGGGCUGAGGACGAGGAGUCGGGGAGGGGAGCAGCUCCCCAAAUCAAUCCCCUCCCCAGAACUUGUUUUUUUCGCCCUUAGGCUCGCUGCCUGCCGACAGCAAACUUCGGAUUUGCCUGUGUUCCCGGGUUUGUUGUGUUUUCUUUUCCGCGAGUCGAUCGCUUCAAAGGCAGCGAUCGAUCUCGCUGCUUCGCAGCCUUGAAGUGUGUUUUGAGAAGCCCGAAGCGCCGAGCAGUUCCUAGGAGCCUUUUCUCGCGUUUCCCGUAAAGGUUUGCUCCGCACACACACGCACACCCCUCCUCGCACCCUGUUGAGCUUUCACACCAUCCAGUCGGCUGCAUUGCCUUCUCCGGCGCUGGUGCUCCUGCUCCCCGGGAAAGGACACGAAUUGGUAGCAGAUCAGAAUUGCGAGACGGGAGGCGAGCAACGUGUCUGCAAAACUCUCUCUUCCCUCAGCCCCCUGCCCCGCCCUUUGGACGAUGGCGAGGAUGGUUCCGUGGCAAUUUCCCCUUUUUCCUUAAGACUUUGUGUGUGUGUCGGGGGGGGGGGGAGUUCAUCGGGGGUGCCUUUCCAUUGGAUUUAAUCACCCCCUCCUCAUCCUUGCCGCGCUCUGGGGGCUUCUCCAACAGGAUCGUUCAAGGGAAAGAGAGGCGCUUCCACCGCCCCAUCCGCAAACCUUUCUGUCCCUUCCGGGACCCGGCAGCAAGCGAAGGAAAACAAUUCAAACUGCAGAAGUUCUCCAUCCCGCGCCGGCUCGGUUGGUCGCCGGUAACCAUGGCAGGGAUUGGCAGCCGCGGGGAGAUACUGUGCUGGACAAUCUUCGCACUUCUGGGCUCCCCUGCAGCCAGAGGCCAAGAUGACGUUUCCCCAUAUUUCAAGACAGAGCCCGUCCGUACACAGGUCCACCUCGAGGGGAACCGCCUGGUCCUCACCUGCAUGGCCGAAGGCAGCUGGCCCCUGGAGUUCAAAUGGCUGCAUGACAACAGGGAGCUGACUAAAUUCUCGCUGGAAUACAGGUACAUGAUCACCUCCCUGGACCGUACCCAUGCUGGCUUCUACCGCUGCAUCGUGCGCAAUCGCAUGGGGGCCCUGCUGCAACGGCAGACCGAAGUGCAGGUGGCAUACAUGGGAAGCUUUGAAGAGAGCGAGAAGCAGCAGAGAGUCUCGCACGGUGAAGCGGCCGUCAUCCGCGCUCCCCGCAUCGCCAGCUUCCCUCGCCCACAGGUCACAUGGUUCCGCGAUGGGCGCAAAAUCCCUCCCAGCAGCCGCAUAGCCAUCACACUGGAGAACACCCUUGUGAUCCUGUCAACUGUGGCACCUGAUGCUGGAAGGUACUAUGUGCAGGCUGUGAAUGACAAGAAUGGAGACAAUAAAACCAGCCAACCCAUCACGCUCACUGUGGAGAAUGUCGGGGGCCCGGCUGAUCCCAUUGCACCAACCAUCAUUAUUCCCCCGCGCAACACCAGUGUGGUCUCUGGGACGUCAGAGGUGACCCUGGAGUGUGUGGCCAAUGCCAGGCCACUCAUCAAGCUGCACAUCAUCUGGAAAAAGGAUGGGAUUCCGGUGUCCACUGGCAUCAGUGACUACAACCGGCGCCUGACCAUCCUCAACCCCGCGCUGAGUGACAGCGGCUACUAUGAGUGCGAGGCUGUUCUGCGGAGCAGCAGCGUGCCCUCCGUGGUGCGGGGAGCCCACCUCUCUGUCCUGGAACCACCCCAGUUCACCAAAGAGCCAGAGAGGCACAUCACAGCUGAAAUGGAGAAGGUGGUACAGAUUCCAUGCCAGGCCAAAGGUGUGCCUCCACCCAGCAUGUACUGGUACAAGGAUGCGGUGCUACUUGGAGUGGACAAGCUGGCCCGUUUCCAGCUCCUCGCCAAUGGGAGCCUGCACAUCAGUGGACUGGUGCCAGAUGACACGGGCAUGUUCCAGUGUUUUGCCCGCAAUGCUGCUGGCGAGGUGCAGUCCUCCACGUACCUGGCCGUCACCAGCAUUGCCCCAAACAUAACCAAGGGGCCCCUGGAUAGCACCGUGAUUGACGGGAUGGCUGUGGUGCUCAGCUGUGAGACUUCAGGAGCUCCCAGGCCAGCCAUCACCUGGCAGAAAGGAGAACGGAUCCUGGCCAGUGGCUCAGUGCAACUUCCGCGUUUUACGCUGCUGGAGUCAGGAAGCCUCCUAAUCAGCCCUGCACGGAUCUCAGAUGCUGGCAGCUAUACUUGCCUAGCCACCAACUCCCGUGGAGUUGAUGAGGCCUCUGCUGAGCUUGUUGUCUGGGCCCGGACACGCAUCACCAAUCCACCUCAGGAUCAAAGUGUCAUCAAAGGCACCAAGGCUGCCAUGACUUGUGGAGUGACCCAUGACCCCAGUGUGGUAGUUCGGUACAUGUGGGAGAAGGAUGGAGGGCCACUGACUGUGGAGAAUGUGCCACGCCUGCGGCUUGACAACAUGGGCACUUUGCACAUCGCCCAAACCUGGUCAGGCGAUAUUGGCACCUACACCUGUCGCGUGGUGUCUGCUGGAGGCAACGACUCUCGAAGUGCUCACCUGCGAGUCCGGCAGCUCCCGCAUGCACCUGAAAACCCUACUGCCAUGCUGAGCACUGUAGAGAAACGUGCCAUCAACCUGACAUGGACCAAGCCUUUUGAUGGCAACAGCCCAUUGCUGCGUUACAUCCUUGAGGUCUCCGAGAACAAUGCUCCCUGGACAGUGCUCAUGGCCAGCGUGGACCCCGAGGUGACUUCAGUGCUGGUGAGGGGACUGGUUCCUGCCCGCUCCUACCAGUUCCGACUAUGCGCCGUCAAUGAUGUGGGCAAAGGCCAGUUCAGCAAGGACACCGAGAGGGUCUCCCUACCUGAGGAACCCCCGACAGCCCCCCCACAGAAUGUCAUUGCCAGUGGCCGCACCAACCAGUCCAUUAUGAUCCAGUGGCAACCACCACCUGAAAACCACCAGAACGGCAUCCUCAAGGGCUACAUCAUCAGGUUUUGCCUGGCUGGCCUGCCGGUCGGCUACCAGUUCAGGAACAUCACCAGUGCUGAAGUCAACAACCUGCUGCUGGAGGACCUGAUCAUUUGGACCAACUAUGAGAUUGAGGUGGCUGCAUACAACAGUGCCGGCCUGGGUGUCUACAGUGCCAAAGUCACUGAGUGGACUCUGCAGGGUGUCCCCACUGUCUCUCCGGGCAACGUGCAGGCUGAAGCCACCAACUCAACCACCAUCCGUUUCACCUGGAACCCUCCCAGCCCCCAGUUCGUGAACGGCAUCAACCAAGGCUACAAGCUGAUUGCCUGGGAGCCAGCCCAAGAAGAAGAGAUGACGGUGGUGACAGUGCGGCCCAACUUCCAGGACAAUGUCCACGUGGGUUACAUCUCCGGCCUCAAGAAGUUUGCCGAGUAUUUCACCUCCGUACUGUGUUUCACCACACCAGGCGACGGACCCCGCAGCCCACCCCAGCUGGUGCGCACCCAUGAGGAUGUUCCGGGUCUGGUGGGACACCUCAGCUUCAGUGAGAUCCUAGACACAUCUCUGAAGGUCAGCUGGCAAGAACCUCUGGAAAAGAAUGGCAUUCUGACAGGCUACCGUAUCUCCUGGGAGGAAUAUAACCGCACCAAUACGCGGGUGACACAUUACCUGCCCAAUGUCACACUGGAAUACCGUGUCACGGGCCUCACUGCCCUCACCACCUAUACCAUCGAAGUGGCAGCCAUGACCUCCAAAGGACAAGGACAGGUUUCCUCUUCCACCAUUUCCUCUGGGGUUCCUCCAGAACUCCCUGGGCCCCCUACUAACCUGGGUAUCUCCAACAUUGGUCCCCGCUCAGUCACUCUUCAGUUCCGUCCAGGUUAUGAUGGCAAGACAUCAAUUUCCAGGUGGCAGGUAGAAGCACAGGUUGGCCAGACUGGUGAGAGUGAGGAGUGGACCCUCAUCCAUCAGGUGUCUAAUGAGCCAGAUGCCCGCUCCAUGGAGGUUCCCAACCUCAAUCCCUACACACAUUACAGCUUCCGCAUGCGGCAAGUGAACAUCGUAGGCACCAGUCCACCCAGUCUUCCUUCCCGCAGGAUCCAGACCUUGCAGGCCCCGCCUGAUGUAUCUCCUGCCAAUAUUACACUGAGAACAGCCAGCGAAACCAGCCUCUGGCUGCGAUGGAUGCCCCUGCCAGAGACAGAGUACAAUGGCAGCCCUGAGUCUGUGGGUUACCGGUUGCGUUACUCACGCUUAGACGGUCGCAGCCGGACCUUGACCAACACCAUCCAUGACCGUGUGGAGCGUGAAUUCACCAUUGAAGACCUGGAGGAAUGGACGGAGUACCGUGUGCAGGUGCAGGCCUUCAAUGCCAUCGGGCCUGGCCCAUGGAGCCAGACGGUGGUGGGGCGAACCCGGGAGUCAGUGCCGUCAUCUGGGCCCACCAAUGUGUCAGCCCUGGCUACCACUUCCACCUCAAUGCUGGUGCGGUGGAAUGAGAUCCCUGAAGCCGACCGGAAUGGGCUUGUCCUGGGCUACAAGGUUAUGUACAAGGAAAAGGAUUCAGAUGUGAGGGCCCAGUUCUGGCUGGUGGAAGGCAAUGCUUCGCGAAGCGCUCAGCUCACAGGCUUGGGCAAGUAUGUCCUCUAUGAGAUCCGGGUGCUGGCUUUCACUCGCAUUGGUGACGGCGUGCCCAGCAAUCCGCCUAUCCUUGAACGCACCCUGGAUGAUGUUCCUGGACCCCCAGUGGGCAUUCUCUUCCCUGAAGUGAGAACCACUUCUGUUCGGCUAAUCUGGCAGCCACCUGCUGCUCCCAAUGGGAUCAUUCUAGCAUACCAGAUCACCCACCGUCUCAACACCUCGACUGCUAACUCUGCCAGCGUGGAAGUGCUCAACCCCAGCGCACGCCAGUUUACUGCUACCAGUCUUAGACCUGAGUCCACCUACCUCUUCCGUAUCACGGCACAGACCCGAAAGGGCUGGGGCGAGGCAGCAGAGGCGCUGGUGGUCACCACAGAGAAAAGAGACCAUCCCCAGCCCCCCAGCAAGCCAGUUGUGUUGCAGGAAGACGUCAAGGCAAGGAGUGUGUUGUUGUCCUGGGAGCCUGGCAGCGAUGGGCUCUCGCCAGUCCGGUAUUACACUGUGCAAACUCGGGAACUCCCGGAUGGGAAAUGGGUGCUGCAUUCAGCUUCUGUCAACCACAACACCACAUCCUUCAUAGUCAACAGGCUGAAGCCUUUCACCACCUACAAAUUCCGUCUCAAGGCCACCAAUGACAUCGGUGACAGCGAGUACAGUGAAGAGUCAGAGCCGCUCACCACACUGCAGGCUGCCCCAGAGGAAGCUCCUACCAUUGUGUCAGUGAUACCGCACACCACCACAUCCGUCUUAAUCCGCUGGAAGGCUCCACCUGAGGACAAAAUCAAUGGCAUCUUGCUUGGCUUCCGCAUCCGCUAUCGGGAGCUGACGUAUGAAGGGGUGCGGGGUUUUACGGCCCGCAGCAUAGGCAAUCCCAGCGCAAAAUGGACUGAGCUAACCUCAGCAUAUGCCACACGGAACCUGAGUGAAGCCUCCCUCACCCAGUACGAGCUGGACAAUCUGAACAAGCACCGCCGCUAUGAGAUCCGAAUGAGCGUCUACAAUGCUGUGGGGGAGGGGCCCACCAGUUCACCACAGGAGGUCUUUGUGGGUGAGGCUGUCCCCACAGCUGCACCCCAGAAUGUGGCCAUCCAGAGUGCAACGGCCACCCAGCUUGACAUCACUUGGAGCCCACCACCUCCUGAGGCACAGAAUGGAGACCUCCAAGGCUACAAGAUCUAUUUCUGGGAGGCCCAGCGGCAGAAUGAAACUGAACGGGUGAAAACACUCUUUCUACCAGAGAACGGCGUCAAACUCAAGAAUCUGACUGGCUACACUCCCUACCUUGUCAGUGUCCUGGCCUUCAAUGCUGCAGGCGAUGGGCCCCGCAGUGCCCCCAUCAAAGGCAGGACCCAGCAAGCAGCUCCCAGCUCCCCUGGUGCCAUCAAAUUCAGUGAACUGACCACCACCUCGGUGAAUGUGUCCUGGGAGCCACCGCUGUUUCCCAACGGGAUCCUGGAGGGCUACCGACUCAUCUACGAACCCUGCAUGCCUGUGGAUGGUGUCAGCAAGAUAGUAACAGUGGAUGUGAAGGGAAAUAGCCCCCUGUGGUUGAAAGUCAAGGACCUGGCAGAAGGCAUCACUUACCGGUUCCGAAUCCGAGCGAAGACCUUCACCUAUGGGCCAGAAGUAGAAGCCAACAUUACCACGGGGCCUGGGGAAGGUGCUCCUGGCCCCCCAGGCGAGCCCUUCAUCUCCAGGUAUGGCUCAGCCAUCACCAUCCACUGGUCAAGCGGCGACCCAGGCAAAGGGCCCAUCACACGAUACGUUAUCGAGGCGCGUCCUUCAGAUGAGGGACUCUGGGACAUUCUCAUAAAGGACAUCCCCAAGGAAGUGACCUCAUAUACCUUUAGCAUGGAUAUUUUGAAGCAAGGUGUCAGCUAUGACUUCCGGGUCAUUGCUGUCAAUGACUAUGGCUAUGGGACACCCAGUUCUCCUUCUCCAUCAGUCUCAGCUCAGAAAGCAAAUCCCUUCUAUGAGGAGUGGUGGUUCCUGGUGGUCAUUGCUUUGGUGGGACUCAUCUUCAUCCUCCUGCUGGUCUUUGUCCUUAUCAUCCGUGGGCAGAGCAAGAAGUAUGCCAAGAAGUCAGACUCAGGGAGCAACUCCAAAUCAAAUGCACUUGGCCAUGGUGAGAUGGUCAGCCUGGAUGAGAGCAGCUUCCCUGCUCUGGAGCUGAACAAUCGGCGCCUGUCAGUGAAAAAUUCCUUCUGCAGGAAGAAUGGAAUAUACACAAGGUCUCCACCGCGGCCCAGUCCUGGCUCCCUGCACUACUCUGAUGAAGAUGUUACCAAGUACAAUGACCUCAUACCAGCCGAGAGCAGCAGCCUUACAGAAAAGCCGUCUGAAAUCUCUGACUCACAGGGAAGUGAUAGUGAGUACGAAGUGGAUCAGAACCAGCAGAAAGCCCAUUCUUUUGUCAACCAUUACAUCAGUGACCCAACAUACUACAACUCCUGGAGGCGCCAGCAAAAAGGCAUCUCACGGGCUCAGGCCUACAGUUAUACAGAGAGUGACUCCGGUGACCCCGACCAUUGUCCAAUCUCCAACAGCAACAGCACCCAGCAGGGCAGCCUCUUCCGACCCAAACCCAGUAGGACUCCAACCCCACAAACACCCGUCAACCCUCCCAGCCAGCAGAGCACCCUUUACCGGCCCCCCAGUAGCCUUGCCCCUGGGUCCAGAGCCCCUAUUGCUGGAUUUUCUUCUUUUGUUUGACAUUUCUAAAGGAAAGAAGAAAAAGAGAAAAAAGGCUACGAAGAAAAAGUCAUGGAUUUAAUAAUAUACAAUAAUGAAGAACAUUUUGGUCCAGAAUUAUUAUUUUUCAGAGGCAAUGAGAAGAUCGUGUGGGAGACAAUCAGUCAGAGCUGAGUUUGGAAUCAUUGACUGCUGCUGCUUCUAGUAUUGCACAGUUCUCUUCAAAGGAAUUACCUGCCUGCAGAUGUACACCUGGAGCAAGACGGGAGACAUGUCUGUUUUCAGGCCUAGUGAAGGAGGAAGGCAGGCAGGCAGGCAGGCUACAGGGUAAAAGAAUGGGAGCCCGAAAACUAAGGCAAAGUUUUGUGUUGCAGGCCAUCUCCUUGCAGAUCAGUUUUCUAGACAGAGAGAGAAAUUGUGAAUGGAUCGACUCUAUGGGUUUUUGUUUUUUGUUUUCCAACCAAAGCUUUCCUCGGAGGGGAACGGGUUAGGGCUCAACAAGCUGUAAACAUGAGGCAGUUGGACUGCUGCAGACGGUGCUCAGUGCACUACCUGCUAGCGUGAUGUGUGAAAGAUCGGCCAAUAGGAACGUGUGCCAGGUGGCUGACAACUGGCCAAUGAGAGAGGAAGAUUCCCAAGCUGCACCUGCUGUGAUCUCAUGGUGGCGAUUUUGAGGAGCUGGAACAAGACAGACGGGAAACCUAGUUUGGAGGCUACCUGGAUUGGACUCUAAUGGCUUAGGCUGGGCAAACAACAACUACACUCAGACCAGUUUUGCCUCUAUUUUGCUCUUCCACUCGCAGCUGGAACAUUUGCAGAAGUUAACCAAGCUGAAUGGUGCUGACUAGAAACAGUGUGGUUUCUUUUUGUGCUUUUGGAAGUGAGGUUAGGAGGCGACCUUUGAGAAUCCUUGGGAGGAAAUAUUAAAAUUAAAAGGAAUCAAUAUAUUGUCAUUUGGUGAAAUACAUGGUCAGUAUCACUUCAGCAGGAAGUGCUGUUCCCAUGGCUUUGUGGGAAAACUGAGCGCCUGCAGCCAAACCAAGCCGCAAGGCAGACAGAAUCCACCCCACAUGGUUGGAUAGUCUCUCAGUGCCCUGAUUUCUUCUCAGUUCCUUUCCCCCCAUUCACUUCAUUGGACAGGGAGAGAGGAAGGGAAAGUGGGCAAGCCCCAGCCUGAUCCAAGUGCAAUUUGAGGGGGGGGGGUUCAGGGACAAGAUAUAAACUGACCAUAUACAUGCUGCACAGUCCCUUGGAACUGGUUUUAGAAUGGAAAACCUCAGUGGGCUCUGCUUAAGCCUCACUGCAGUCUUUUCUCUCCUCCUCCUGGAAUCAAAACUAAGCAUUCUUUUCAGUUCCAUAAAAAAGAAGAUCCCCCUUUUAUAUAGUGUUCCCUCAGUUAUUCACACCCCACAAACUUUCUAGAGUGGGGAGAUGGAGUGGGAACACAGUUGGUGGGGAGAUGCAUUGAACAUGGUAGCUCUCCCACUCCCACUUCUCAUUUUUUUUCUCUCUUGAGUUCAGUUUUAGGGUUUGGGGAAGUCAGUGGGAAGUUUUUUGUUAAUUUUGCCCUAGCAGAAUACACACAAACACAUACAUUGAGUGCCUACUGAACCCCAAGAUGUGGGGUGGCCAUCUUUUGUCUUUAAAAUAAACCCACGCAACCAUGGGUUAGAGCAAAGAACAAGCCCAGGAUCAGGGAGGAGAAAGGGGGGAAGUGGGGAGGAAUGUGAGCAUUCUACUCUGGCUGGGUUGCCUUCUUUCCUGGAAGUCCAUUGUAGCCCCCUCACCUCACCCCAUGCCUUUAUUUGCACAUUGUUUUCAAAGCCUGGUUUACAAAGAUUUGAGCCUGGCAUAUAGGGUCCUUUUAAUAAAGAAUCAAAAAGCCA
This is a messenger RNA of Varanus komodoensis (Komodo dragon), 9305 nucleotides long. RefSeq names its product sidekick cell adhesion molecule 2 (gene SDK2). Gene Ontology annotation, molecular function: protein binding. The transcript is spliced from 45 exons. Lineage: Eukaryota; Metazoa; Chordata; Lepidosauria; Squamata; Varanidae. Bases 904 to 7440 code for a protein of 2178 amino acids. The record is from RefSeq and is a predicted model, not a curated record.